AAAAAACUGUGACAUUUCCCAACGGUUGGGUCUGUGCUAAUCUCUUGUGGAAUUACGUUUUGGGAGAAGAAGAAGGCGUAAUUUUACUUUUUACGACAUAGAGCGAUGCGUCUUUAUUUUGACAGUAGUCUUACUAUGAGCUCGGACCUUGAGGGUCUGCACGGCAAGAUGCCACUGUGCUGAGGGAGGAUGAGUUGCCACACUGCUGCUUGCUGGCACUGAGAACAGCCUCUGCGAACACUGCAGUCAAUGUGGUCUGCCGCCGCGUCCCUGCGGCUGCCACUCCAGCAUGUCUCGCAUCACGUCCACAGCCAAGCGCUACGGCAACUCCUCCUACACCGGCCACUACACUUCGUACGGCUCCCCGCUGAGCUCGUACGCCGAGCACGAGCGGCUGGCCUACAAGAGUGCUCCGUCCAGCUACACGUCCCCCAGCUACCUGAACGCAGGCCGUGGCCGCCACUGCAGUGCAUCCCCGGAGCCGGACCGUGGCCGGCCGCUGCCCCGGGGCGAACUGCUGAAUGGACGUCGCAGCGAAAGCCUGAGCAGGGCGCCGAUGAGGGACUAUGGCCUUGGAGGCCUGAACGGGGGCGGGGGGUACCCUGCCUACAGCCAUUCUCCAGCCAGGCCUGGCUAUCUUUCCGCAUCCCCGGGGGCCUCCCCCCGUCUAUCCCUGAGCCGGCGCAGGUCCGUGAGCCAGACAGACCUGACGCGAGACCUGGCAUCCCUGGUUCUAGCCGACCCCCCUGGCUCCCCAGGAACCAGCCGACAGGACUAUGACGAGCCCCGGUCAUCUGGCCGGAGCCGGGCAGGACAGACAAUGGACGCCUUUCGCACUAGCCAUUCUGGCUUUGCCAUCGCACGCAGCUCCACGCAGGAGGCCAUUGGCAGCACCAGCCGCUCGUGGGAGAGAGCCAGCACGGGUCGCCUUGUGUCCCCUGGCCCAGACAGUAUGAACUCCAAGAGUGCCCAGGGGCUGGUAGGACUACGAAACCUGGGGAACACGUGUUUCAUGAACUCCAUCUUGCAGUGCCUGAGCAACACGCGUGACCUGCGUGACUACUGCCUCCACAGCUCUCACCGGCGAGACCUCAACAACAACAGCCGUGCUCACACUGCGCUCAUGGAGGAGUUCGCCAAACUCAUACAGACGCUUUGGACGUCGUCGGCCAGCGAGGCCGUCAGCCCCUCUGAGUUCAAAACCCAAAUCCAGAAGUACGCUCCCAGAUUCGUGGGCUACAACCAACAGGACGCACAAGAGUUCCUACGAUUCCUGCUUGAUGGGCUGCACAAUGAGGUGAACCGGAUCGCUGUGCGACCGCGGGCUCACAUGGAGGACCUGGACCACCUGCCCGAUGACGAGAAAGGGAAGAGAAUGUGGAACAAGUACCUUGAGAGAGAGGACAGCAAAGUAGUGGAUCUCUUUGUGGGACAGUUGAAAAGCUCCUUGACUUGCAGCGAAUGCGGCUACUGCUCUACCGUCUUUGACCCUUUCUGGGAUCUCUCCCUGCCCAUCGCCAAGAAGACCUACGGGGAGGUGAGUCUGAUGGACUGCAUAAGACUCUUCACCAAGGAGGACAUGCUGGAUGGCGACGAGAAGCCGACGUGCUACAGAUGUAAAGGAAGGAAAAAAUGCACAAAGAAGUUCACCAUCCAGAAAUUUCCCAAGAUUUUGGUUCUUCAUCUGAAGCGCUUCUCAGAAGCCCGGGUGCGAACCAGCAAGCUGUCCACGUUCGUCAACUUCCCCUUGAAGGACCUGGAUCUCAGGGAGUUUGCGUCGGAUAACAGCGUUCAUGCAGUAUACAACCUGUAUGCAGUGUCCAACCACUCAGGCACUACCAUGGGGGGCCACUACACAUCAUACUGCCGCAACCCCACGCUGGGGGACUGGUACAGCUUCAAUGACUCCAGAGUAACGCCGAUGUCCUCCAGUCACGUGCGCAGCAGCGACGCCUACGUGCUCUUCUACGAAUUGACGUCUGGCCCGCGGUUGUGAGGUCCCCCUUGGACAUGGGCGGGCCGGCGCAGGCUCGCCGGAGCAUGAAUCGGACUACUGAGGACUAAUCUGUCAGAGAGGGAGCUCAGCACAUAAGUCCCCCUUCCCACCUCCCCCAUCUCAGAGCUAGACGAACGGGAACCCGUUUUCCAGUGGGAAGGAGAACAUCUGUCCCAGAUCACCUGAGAGAGCUGGAAAAGCAUUGGGGCCAAGGCACCUUCAUCAUAUGUGCACACGCCCACAUAUGUGCAUAUAGGCCUCUUGUGAUGCCGGCAGCGUACCUUCAGGCAAUAACCCAGACGGCUCUGUCUCAGAGGUCCCCUCUCUAUGCACUGCGACAGGAGCCCUCGCUCGAGUUACACCGUUUGUGUUUUCCAGAAUGCCUCAGCCGUAGAGGCUCCUAUGGUUUUUGGUUUAACACUAACCCCCCAAAGCCUAAAAUCCACAUAACCUAAAUGGUUCUCUGAUGCCCCCUGCUGAAACAUUUUGGAACAGGGGGCAAUGAACAUAACUACAGACCUUGUGUUUUCACCACAACUUCACACCUCUCUCCACCCGCAUCCCCCCCACCUCCAUACUCUGCCCUUCCGUUACACGCACACAGCCCCAGUGCCUAUUGUUCGUCAUCUCUCACCACUCCAGUCCACUACCCACCUGACCUACUUCCUCCCUCUUCAUUGGCCUGUUUUAAAACCUCCUCCACCUCUCACCCAUUGGCGAUGAGGGAAGGUGUUAAGCCAUGGAAGGGGGCCAUGUUUUUGUAUUGUCACUGUGGGGCUGCUAGAAAAGAACUGUGAAUGGACAUAUGACGUAAAAUAAAAGCUCAUAACUAUGGAUUAUUUUCACAUUGACUUCAUGCCACUGUACAACAUGGAAAGAAUGUUCUGAAACACAUACAUGAAUUGAAAUGUGUGUGUCUGUGUAUGAAUAUUUUUAUAUUAUGAUGCAAUAUAGAGAAUGUACUAUGCGGUGGUGCUGAACGUGACCCAUUACUGUUUUUGGUUUAUUUAAUAAGCUAAAGAGAGAAUACUUUUGUUUGAUGCUUAUUGGUGAUAAUGUGAUGAAGUCUGUUUUUAACAGGGGCAGUUAAAAAAAAAAACCAUAUAAAUAAAAACAUUUUGAGAAUCUUUUUCCCA
Paramormyrops kingsleyae is the source of this 3132-nucleotide messenger RNA. Its product is annotated as ubiquitin carboxyl-terminal hydrolase 2. Gene Ontology annotation, biological process: protein deubiquitination. Lineage: Eukaryota; Metazoa; Chordata; Actinopteri; Osteoglossiformes; Mormyridae. Gene Ontology annotation, molecular function: cysteine-type deubiquitinase activity. The record is from RefSeq and is a predicted model, not a curated record.